CGAGGCGUGUCCUUCCCCCACCCCUUUCAAGCCUUCUCCCACCGCGCAGGCGCACAGAGUGCAACAAGAUGGCGGCCCCCGUGGAUCUGGAGUUGAAAAAGGCCUUCACAGAGCUUCAAGCCAAAGUUAUUGACACUCAACAGAAGGUGAAGCUUGCAGACAUACAGAUUGAACAGCUGAACAGAACGAAAAAGCAUGCACAUCUUACAGAUACAGAGAUUAUGACUUUGGUAGAUGAAACUAACAUGUAUGAAGGUGUAGGAAGAAUGUUUAUUCUUCAAUCCAAGGAGGUAAUUCACAAUCAGCUGUUAGAGAAACAGAGAAUAGCAGAAGACAAAAUAAAAGAAUUAGAAGGACCAAGAUUUCCUGAGAUGCAGGUGGAGACGUUGACUUCGUAGGGCACUGUGUAGUUUCUGUGAGUACUAUUUGAGGCCAGUGGUUCAGAAUCUAACUCAGCCCUCUGCUGCAUUGGGGAGAUAGCCCGUGUAGCCUUCUGGGGAUUUCUCAGGAACACUGACUUGGCUUGGCUUCGAAGCAUGUAGUGUCUUAGGUUACUUAGGCUUAUUUUUGACGCCUGAUGAUUUAAACAAACUUGAUAAUAGAUUUGUAGCUUAGAAAAAUAUAUUGUAAAAAUAAGACAAAAAAGCAAAAAACCCAUUAAAGAAAAAACUGUUAGCCUGUGGUAACAGGUUGUUACUGGGUCCUAUUUUGUUGUUUUUAUCAGCCCAGCUGUUCUAGAAAGAAUUUUAUAUCUUGUGUUUUCACUCAAAAAGAAUCAAAAGUAUUUUAAAAACCUAAAUAAAGCCAUUUCACGUAGAUGAAACAAAAAAAAUGUGUUUUUGCAAUUGUAGGUAAAUAUCUAAAAAUUGUCCUGUAUUUUGUGACAAGAUAUAAAGUAUCGUGUAUAAAAUUCUUUUUACGAAAACAAACAAAAAAUCAAGAUCUGCGUGUGAACAUUGAAAAUGAUACAUAAGGAUAUAUAUUAAAGUGUUAACAGUGGUUACCUUUAAGGAAAUUAGAUGGGAUAUAGGGGUAAAAUGAUUUUUUCUUACAAACUCUGUGUUGAAUAAAUUUUAAUAAGUAUGUGUUAACUUUUAUGAUUAGAAAAUUUUCAUGGUAAAAUUGCUACAGAUGAUGAUUUUAGCAUACUGCUCAGUUCUGGUGAGUAUUAGGAAAUCUAUUUUCUAAAAGUUUCCUUUUUGCUGUUUUGUGAUCGUCUCAAAAAAAAAAAAAGAAAAGUUUCCUUUUGUGGAGUCUCUCAAAUACUGGUAGAAUAGUUUAUCUAUUAGGAAGUUAUUUUGUGUUUUUUCUUUUUAAUCUUUCUUUUUACAUGUCAUUUACAUUACAAAAGCAACACAAGUGCAUUGUAAAUAAGGAAAACAAAAUAUAAAGCAAAUCAUUAAAGCAAACAAUAAAAAUAUAGCUUUCUUUUCUCCAAAUAAUUCCAAAUGUCACCACCUGUCACCUCUACAGUUUGAUGCAUAUCAUUCUAAACGUUUGUUUAUAUAAACAUAUUCAUACACACAUUUACACAGCCUUUUUUUUUAAUAAAGAGAAAUUAU
This is a messenger RNA of Microcebus murinus (gray mouse lemur), 1562 nucleotides long. NCBI's taxonomy places the organism in Eukaryota, Metazoa, Chordata, Mammalia, Primates, Cheirogaleidae. The record is from RefSeq and is a predicted model, not a curated record.